This is a messenger RNA of Chaetomium globosum CBS 148.51, 3597 nucleotides long. RefSeq lists its product as uncharacterized. The coding region runs from base 1 to 3597 and encodes 1198 amino acids. The transcript has 6 exons. Lineage: Eukaryota; Fungi; Ascomycota; Sordariomycetes; Sordariales; Chaetomiaceae. Gene Ontology annotation, molecular function: protein binding. The record is from RefSeq and is a predicted model, not a curated record.
AUGGAUCGGAUCGGCGAUCUCCAGCUUUCCCGAGUUGGUGCUGCUGCCUGGGGUGGUUGGCUCUCGUUGGCUCUCGUUGGCCACAACAUUUUCUUUUCCCCACAACCAAGACACUCCCAACUUAUCGGUGAGCCCGGAGCAUCGCCUUCCGUAUGCCUCGCCCGCUCAGCGACCAGUGACACCACCAAUAUGUUUUGGAAGCUACCGCGUGAAGUAUUCGACUUGAUCAUCGGCCAACUUCCACACAAUGACCUUGUUGCUUUAUCUGCCGCAUCCAAAACCCUACGCGCCGUCCUUUCCACCAUUAUCUGGAAGAAAAUCCGUGUCGAUGUGCAGAGUCGCGGUGCGAGCCUACACCAACCUAGGGUGGAUGGUGAAGCGGUGGCACGAUGCGCCGCAACCCUCCGCCAACCUUCGACAGCCCUUCGCGAGGCCACCCAGCUGGACCUGCAAUGCGGCUUUGCCAAUCGCCACUACUUGGGGACGCCAUGCCCCCAUCCUCUUCCCGGGAGUGGAGAAGACCAGGCAGGCCGCCCGCUCAUACAACUGACAGAAGCCCAGGAAAAACGUAGAGCAGCACACCGAGCAGAGCGAGAGGCUCAUUACAGGUCCGUGGUGGAAAAUGCACAAUUAAUCAUCGAGUCCCUGGAGAAAGGGCAGCUACAAGGGUUCAGCUGGGAUUUGGUGACCUGUGUGCCCCCUUCCAUCAUCAAGGCGUUGGCAGAACAUCAUCCGCAUAUCACCUCCCUCCGCUUAACUACAGACUGCAUGUGCCCCGGCCCCCCGGGAGCUGAGACCGGCGUUGUCGACUUGACCCCCUUCCGAUGCCUCAAGUGUAUCUCUUGGAAGGGCCUCCCACCAUACAACGCCCGCCAACUACGAGAAGCAAUCAGAGACAAUCAACACCACCUCGAGGAGCUGGAGCUAGAUCUCCACAAUAUAUAUCCCCCGCUACCUCCCAGCUCCGACCGUUGGUGGCAGAACCCUUCCCAGUUCUUCCCGGAAGAGGAGCGGUUCCGGGAUGACAUCCUGGCAAUGAGACCCUAUCGUUCGCUAGGGCCCGCUUUCCCCGCGCUUCGCGUCCUUCGUCUUCGAUUGACACCACUCGACCUUGGAAACACGAGAAGGACAUUGUGCCGCAUCAUCAAUUUCGCAGCGCUAGAGUCGCUUACCCUAUGGCAUUGCCGCGGCUGGGAAGGGUUCUUGGAGGUCGUUAGAGGGUCAAUGUCAGGGAAGUCUGUCAAACUCCGCACGCUCGAAGUUAAAUGUGACGAGCACAACAGCGGGCGCGGGAUUACAGCGAUUAGCAGCCUGCUCCUUUCCUGUAGGGGCCUUGUCGACCUGUUUGUGAGUGUUUCGAAUUCGGGGACAUGCGAAAAUCCGGGACCAAGCGUCUGGUACGCUCUUCAGCAUCUCCAAGACACCCUGAAACGGCUGGUCAUUCACUGGAGGGCUGAUUUCGGGUGUCGACCCCGUUAUGUUCGUGACUCCCACGUCUUGGGGCUUUCGAUGGCGCAACUUAGAUAUGAACCACUGGGAGGCUUGGGUCUGGAAUGCUUGGGCCUGUGCUGCGAUCCAGAGUUAUUGCCAAUGCUUCUUCGACCCUUCACGUUUAGGCCCAAGCUCAAGAUAUUUCACCUUCGACAAACUGGAGCUGAUCUCAACCGGGGCGAGGAUUGCCUCGCCUUGGACCUCCCCCGAGUUGACGAGCCUGGCUGCAGACCCAGGGAGCGCCACCGCGUAACAAGUUUACGGGCCUUGGAAUACGAUACGCUAGAAGACGCACUGCAAGACUCGUUCCGUGCUCUGCUUGAUUGGGCAUUUGGACCGAACGGAAUAGCCUCCCUGGAGGUGGUUGCGUUCGGCGACUUUGGCCAGGGGCGCAACAAGUUGUAUUUGCAUAACCUUUUCGUUUGCCGGACCAAGAGCGCUGAAGAGAACAAUGGCCUCCCGUACCGCGUGUUUGAUGCGCGGGAUCGGAAACAUGAACACAGGGUUCCCAAGUGGAAGAGUAUUGCAAGUGUACAGGCUGGCCUGCCCCAAGGCUCGCCCCUCUCCCCUAUCUUGUUCCUCUUUUUCAACGCGGAUCUGGUCCAGCGAAAGAUCGAUAGCAACGGUGGUGCAAUAGCCUUUGUCGAUGACUUUACCGCCUGGGUCACAGGACCGACGGCACAAAGCACACGCAAGGGCAUCGAAGCAAUCAUCGACCAAGCACUAGACUGGGAAAAGAGAAGCGGAGCGACAUUUGAAGCAGACAAGACAGCCGUCAUCCACUUUACCCGCAAGGCCUAUAAAGCCAACUCGGAGCCCUUUACGAUCAAGGGUCAAGAUGUUCAGCCGAAAGACCACGUUAAGAUCCUUGGAGUGGUCAUGGAUGCCAAGCUCAGGUAUAAGGAGCAUAUCGCAAGAGCGGCCUCCAAAGGGCUCAGCGCGGCGAUGGAGCUGAAACGGCUCAGUGGUCUAUCCCCGGCUACGGCGCGGCAGCUGUUCACCGCCAUGGUCGCGCCAGUGGUGGACUACGCAUCCAGCGUCUGGAUGCACCAAUGCAAUUGGAAGACCGUGCCGGCCAUACACAGGGUGCAGAGGGUCGCGGCGCAAGGGAUCAUAGGAACGUUCAGCACGGUAGCAACACGCGUAGCAGAAGCAGAAGCUCACAUCCCCACGGCUCAAGAUCGAUUCUGGAAGAGGGCGAUCAAGAUGUGGACGGACAUCCACACCCUACCAGAGACGAAUCCACUCCGCAACACCACUUCCCGGAUGCGCAAGUUCCGGAGAUCCUACCGCUCCCCUUUCUUUCAAGUAGCAGAUCUCCUCAAGGACGUCCCAUUGGACAGCCUCGAAACCAUCGCUCCCGUCGUAUUAGCGCCAUGGGAGAGGCGAGUCCGCACUACGGUUGACAGAACGGGCAUCCAGCAAAAAAAGACAGAGUGGGCGGUCCGGAUCGCCGUAAGCAGCUCCGCACGAAACAACAUGGUCGGGAUCGGAGGAGUCGUCCGUCUCCCGCUGCCGAUGCGAGAUGGCUCAAGGAACGAAGCCUUUAGUGUGACGCUGGGCUCCAGGUCGGAGCAAAACCCGUUCUCAGGCGAGCUUGCGGCUAUUGGGAUCCUGCCAUGCGGUCAACAGCCCUCCGUAUCGCAUGGGCAAAGCGGGCACCGCCCACGUCCUUACCUGACAAAGUGGGGCAGACAUUCCAAGAGAGUCGAUAUAGCGUUACCAGGGAAGCACACCCAACUAUUAUACGACCACCUGUCCCGAAGCGAGGCCGGCGUGCUUGCUCAGCUUAGAACAGGCAUGGCCAAGCUCAACACAUACCUGCAUCGCAUCAAAGCAGCACCGUCAGACCAGUGUACGUGUGGACAAGCCAGAGAGACAGUGAACCACUUCCUCUUCCGAUGCAAGCAAUGGGAUCAACACCGUAGGGAGAUGCUGCAAUGUACGGAUGUCCACAGGGGGAACCUCUCCUUCUACCUGGGAGGAAAGUCGCCCUCGGAUGACAAGGACUGGUCCCCCAACAUGCGGGCGGUGCGGGCGACGAUACGUUUUGCCAUUGCCACAGGUCGUCUGAGGACUGAACAACAACAGAAUGAAGCAAACUAA